This is a messenger RNA of Cheilinus undulatus (humphead wrasse), 1645 nucleotides long. RefSeq names its product SAC3 domain containing 1 (gene sac3d1). Lineage: Eukaryota; Metazoa; Chordata; Actinopteri; Labriformes; Labridae. The transcript is spliced from 4 exons. Gene Ontology annotation, biological process: spindle assembly; centrosome duplication. The record is from RefSeq and is a predicted model, not a curated record. The coding region runs from base 211 to 1290 and encodes 359 amino acids. Gene Ontology annotation, cellular component: nucleus; spindle; centrosome.
AGGCCUCUUUUUAAGAUUAUGUCAACGUGUGUUUCGUAUUUAUGGAGGAAAUAAACGCUCUUUCAGAGUCCCCUUUCCUUUUGUUAGCUAGCUAACUGUACUAGCUAGCAGACUCGAAGCCUUUCUCACUCUCAGAGGAGAAAUGCACCAUCAGGAGGAGAAUGGAGACAGAGGAAAGAGGGGCAAUGGCGAGAACAAGACAAAACUUAUAUGAGAAAAGUGGAGGAGGAUGAGAGUCGAUGGCAGCAGGAAAAAGAAACGGUGCCCAGGGGGACAUGCCAGGCCAUGUGUUCCACUCGCGAGCUGCAGAAUCGCGAGGUGCAGAACCGCCUUCAUCGUUUUGAGAUGUUGGCAGGGACAGAAAAGGAUCGACGGCCCAAAGGAGACCCUUUACGUGCUGUCAAAGAGUACUCCAGACCAGCAGCAGGAAAAGACUCAACAAACCCCACUGAGCUCCGUCCACCUGAUGUUUUGCUGAAAACUGUAUGUUUUCUUAUAGACGAUGUUGCCGCAUCCCCAGAUCAGCAUCCUUGGACUGAGGUGUAUAGUUUUGUUUUUGACCGCCUGCGGGGCGUAAAGCAGGACAUGAUCAUCCAGAGGGUGUCUGGGGUGAAGUGCAUUGCCAUCUUAGAGCGGACAGUGCGUUUCCUUAUCUACUCAUCUUACCGGCUCUGUGGUGAGCCGUUGCGGCUUUAUGACCCACGCAUUAAUGACAACCACCUUCAGGAGAAUCUGAACUGGCUUUUGGAUUGCUACAAAACCGGACCAGGGCCGCAUCCCAACCAGGAGGAGUUCCAGGCCCUCUGUCUACUCUACAACUUGGGUUCAGCUCAUGCCACACAACACAUCAUGGAGCUCCCAGAGAGGCUGCGCAGCUCUCCUGCCAUCACACUUGCUCUUUCCAUCAACAGGGCCUUCUUGGAGCGGAACCCUGUACGCUUGCUGCGCCUGUCUCAGAAACUAAACUUCCUGCAGAGCUGUGCUUUACACAAUCAUCUCAUGACGUGUCGUAGAGACCUACUUCUUAUUUACAGUCAUGGACACAACAGCCGCAACUGCCGCUUUCCCCUCGACAGUGUGGCUAAGCUCUUGUCUUUAGACUCUUCCCUCACUGUCCAGCUCUGUCAGACGUAUGGAGUGGAAGUCAACCAGGACAACCAAGUCGUUUUCUCUAAAGCUGCUUUCACUGAGCCUGAACAAGGAAAGCUAAACUGUAAACUGUUUCACGGCACAGUAGCUGAGAAACAGGCGGACCUCAACAUUGGGAGGAUCAUUCAUGGUUGCUCUUGAUGCUUGGAAUUAAACUUUAAUACAGAAAUGUUUAUUUAUAUCAAGAUGGGGGUGUUGUGUUUACCCCUGUUGCUCCAAAGGGAGGUCCCGUUUGCAGAUUAACCUUCAAGAGUGCAGCUUGUUAGGCUUGAAUUGUGGGGCCUCCCUGAAGGAUGUCCAGUGCCAAUAUGUUUUACCAAUUAAAUACUUUUAAUUUUUAAUGUAAAACGUAAGCACAGAGGCAAGUAUCUGCCAUAUUCUAUAUUAGAGAAGCUGGUCAAAUAAAGUUCCCCCCUGAGUUCUGGAUGUGCUUCUUGAUUAUCACAUUCUUGGUUCUCUAAAUCAGUUGUUCUCAACUGGUCAGGCAACAGGACCC